UAAUGUGAGUCAUUCUUUCUUUGAGUACAUUAGCUGUGAAAACACAUCUUAGUCUGCCCCUCCUCCCAAAGGUUUGAGGGUCGGAAAUGCAGGUGAUUAUCGGGACUGCCUUUGAUACCAACAUCCUUCUCUCCUGGGAGCCCUUUGAACUGACUUUGAUAUGCGAUAAUUAAGAGGGAUUCCUGCCUGGAGGAGCCACCGCUGUGGCCCUGCUUCUGGUCUCCUUCCACUGAGUCCUUGUUUUGAACUAUUGAUCAAAGAUUUGAAGGGAUCUGUUGUAGCCUGUGUGGGGUAAAGAGGAAGGAAACAAGUGGGUUGUAAGGGAGAAGAGGGGCCACAUCUGGCUAUAAAUAGUUUCAGAAAAGCAUGCUGGUCAGACCCGGCCUGUCUCAUUUAACACACAGUCCUUGGGCAGAUUCGCUUCUCUUUCAGAAAAGGCUGCUGCAGGCGACUUGCACAUUGCACGCAGGACCACUCAGCCUAGCCUCAGAAGACGCAAGGGGUACUGGGAACUCCGGAGAGACCUGAGUGACUGAAGGAUGGUACUGGUGGCCUUGCUUGGACUCAGCUGGUUCUGUUCACCCCUGGGAGCUCUGGUUCUGGAUUUCAACAACAUCAAGAGCUCUACUGAUGUGCAAGGUGCUGGGAAGGGCUCACAGUGUGCAUCAGACAAGGACUGUAACGUAGGAAAAUUCUGCUUCGAGCUGCAUGAUGACAAGUCAUUCUGUGCCACAUGCCGCCGAGUUCGAAGGAGGUGCCAGAGGAGUGCCAUGUGCUGCCCAGGAACGGUCUGUGUGAAUGAUGUCUGCACUGCUGUGGAAGACACAAGGCCAGUAAUGGACAGAAACACUGAGGAGCAAGUUGGUACCUAUGCAGAAGGAACCAGCAAAUGGCCCACAGAGGAAAACAGACUUCAGGGGAAGCCCAGUGCUAAGAAAUCACAAAGCAGUAAGGGACAGGAGGGAGAAAGCUGUCUGAGAACUUCCGACUGUGGCCCAGGACUUUGCUGUGCUCGACAUUUUUGGACAAAAAUUUGCAAGCCAGUUCUACUAGAGGGGCAAGUCUGCUCCAGGAGAGGGUAUAAAGACACUGCCCAAGCCCCGGAAAUCUUCCAGCGCUGCGACUGUGGUCCUGGACUGUCGUGUCGAAGUCAGGCGACUGGUAACCGGCAAGAGACAAGGCUAAGAGUGUGCCAAAGAAUGUGAGUUGUAAAAACAUGGGACUCCUCGCGCUCACACAGCAAGACACUAAUUUUAUUAUUGUUAGUUUUUAUUUUGGUUUUCAGACAGGGCUUCACUGUGUAGCCCUGGCUGGGCUGGAACUUGCUGUCAGCCUGGCUGGCCUUGAACUCACAGAGAUCCGCCUGCCUCCAUCUCCACUUUUUGGGGUAGGGGGAGGAGUUUUGAGACAGGGUCUCAAAGUAAGCUAUGUAGCCCAGGCUGGCCUCAAACUCACGAUCCUCUUACGCUCCAGGCUUGGGAUUACUGACGAGCACCACCACACAUAGCAUA
Messenger RNA from Peromyscus californicus insignis, 1511 nucleotides. RefSeq names its product dickkopf WNT signaling pathway inhibitor 4 (gene Dkk4). The transcript is spliced from 4 exons. Gene Ontology annotation, cellular component: extracellular region. Lineage: Eukaryota; Metazoa; Chordata; Mammalia; Rodentia; Cricetidae. Gene Ontology annotation, molecular function: receptor antagonist activity; co-receptor binding. The record is from RefSeq and is a predicted model, not a curated record. Bases 540 to 1205 code for a protein of 221 amino acids. Gene Ontology annotation, biological process: multicellular organism development; negative regulation of canonical Wnt signaling pathway.